UUUUAAUGCAAAUUGCUUAACUUUAAUUGGACAAUUGUCACCUGGCACUAACAUGCCAGCCUGGCCUUAAUCAAGCACCCUGCAUACUUUUGAUUUCCUAUUUAACCUGCAGAGGAGUUGUAUUGGUUUCUUAGUGGAUAACCUUUAUGCAUAUAUGGAGGCAGCAACGUCUACCAUGCAACAUUCGCACGGUUUGGGCCCUCGAGGUCCAAACCCACUGAAUGCAGCUCAGCCAUCUCAGGGGCUCCAACAACCAGCUCCAGGGGCUUCAGGGGCUCCACGUGCUGAGGAGCAGCAACACAAACCUUUCUUCUACAUACAGCCCUCGCAGCCAUACAUGCCCAUGCAGAGUCUGCAGUGGCCUGUACCGAUGCCCAUGCCUGUGUCCUACAAUCCAUACUAUGGUUACCCAGGUUUAGGUUUUGGGAUGCCAAUGAUGCCACACUAUCAGCCUAAUCCAUACAUGGAGCCACCUGGCUUUGUUGUCCCACAUACCCACCUUCAUCUCAUGGACUACAGGCGCAUGCUUAACCCCCAAUAUUACCAGACCAUGGCCUAUCAUGCCCGCAGGUUGCGCUACCAACACAACUCCCCAACCAGAGAAAUGACCAGCUCUGAGGUGCAAACUGAGCCACUCUCAGUGACACAGAACACCAGCACCCCAAAUUCCAGAGACAUGGAGUCAUCCAGUGUCUUCCCAGUUAGUAGCAGCAGCACCAGUGUCUCCAACGGUCGGGUGCUCUCGUCAGCCUUGAGUGUGCAGAGUUCUCCAGAGACUAAUGACAUGGUGCCCUCCUCCACCGUUAGGAUGCCAUCAAAUGGCAGCUUUGUGAUUCAAACUGAAGAGGUGAGGAUUGAAUGCUGCACCACACCUGUGGGACUCCAGCUGCUGCACGCUCACGAGACUGCAGAAGUAUCCCAUAGUUUUUCCCAAGACAUGGUCCAGUGUAGCUCCAUUCUCCAGGGUCGCGUCCUGCAGGACGAGGGACUCUGCCUCCCUGCAGACCAGUCGGAGCAGGCACUCCAGGUUUGUCCUGAUAUCCUGUUAGUUGGAACACCCAGCACAGGCGAGAAUAUCCCUGCUCUAGAAGAAUCCGGGAACCAGAUGGUCCCUGUCGUUUCCAGUUUGGGGUCUCAAGAGGCAGAAUGUGGGGAAGCUGGGGUGAUGAGCGAGAGAGAGCAGAGUAUGACUAAGAAUCCCCAACUCAAAGUUGUUCACCUGCCGUUUGAUACAAGCUACCUGGAUGAGCUGAGGAAGAUGGAGUCUUCAGUUUGGUCAGUGGAGGACACCUUGGUUCCUUCCUCAGAGUCGUUGAUCCAAAAUGGUCCUGCAGAGUCUCUCGAGGAAACGCUGACUACUAAUGAGGUGACUUCUGCAGACAUGAUGCUGGAAGAGGAGGCUCCUGCAGAAGAUGGCACAGCUAUGACUGACAUGCCUCAGUUGGAAGAGGAUGACCUGGGAGUAGUCUCCACUGAGCAGGAUGUAGGGGAUGAAAUGAUGGUUGAAGCUGAUAUCUGCCCUAUGAUGGAUGAACCUGUUUCAGAAGAACCUUCUAAACCAAAUCUAAUGUACACAGAGAUGGCGGCUGUAUCCAGUGUGCAGCGGUUGGAGAGCUCUCCUCUUGAGGCAGAUCGAAGCCAAUGCAGAACAGAAACCAGUGUCCAGGAUUCUCAGGACACAUCCUUCGAAUCAUUACCCGCCUACCUCCCCUCAACUAACUGGCUAGCUGAUUUUGAGAAUAUCUACUACUGCAACAAGUUGCCACAAGCUCCCAAGAAGCAGACCCGACCUCAGGGUUUAGAUGUUUCUGCUCGAAGACGAAAACUAGACCUCGAAUACAAAGAACUAAAUAUUCGCAAGCCAAAGGAGAAGUACAAACCCAAAGGCAAAGCGGAUCGAAGAAGCCUUUCCGACCAUGAAUGCUGCGUCAGCAGAAGCUUCAAUGAGAACGUUUUCAGUACUCGUGUGCCAAAGAGGGAAAGACUCUGCUCCAGAUGUCUGACAAAACGUAGAAUCUGUAUGUCUGCCAGCCCUGGACUUGACGGGCACAGCUUAAAAAGAAAAGCGCUUCCCUUCCAGCAGUGGAACGACGCCCCCUUACCGACAUGUGACGCAUGUAAAUCUCACACAAAGAGGCGGCUGAUGAGGAAAAAUUCUAAUCCUGAUCUGCACAGUCCUCGUCGGGGCCAUGACACUGAGGGAGAAUCCUCUGAAAACAGCUCGUGUCGCAAAGGUCAAAGGUGGAGGCCGGGUGACAAUCCCAGGAAGCUCGCAGACCUUAAGAGGCCGCUGGCAUGUAAGCAGAACCUGGAGAAGAGUCCUGCAGCGAUGUAUCCAAAGCUGAGGGAGAAGAACUGUGUGUGCAAUGAGCUGCAGCAUCAGCCUGUUGCUUGGGAGAGGCUACACCACUGCACCCACGGGAAUGCCAUCCAGGAAAUGGAUGAGAACUCUGCUGUGCCUCUUCAGGACAGGUGGAGGAAUGUGGACCAGAGAUACCUGAUGCACAGGUGGCAAACUGAGAAAUCAUGGAUCAGUGACACAGAUGGCUCCAAGAAUGAAACCAGAUCACAACACUUGAACAGACACAAGAAAUCACAGCCACAAUCACAAGGAACUCGUACCAGAGACACACGAUGCUGAUCUGCACGACUAGCACAAAUCUCACAAAGUGAAAAAGCACUUUUUAGAAAUUGAUGUACACUUUAAAUGUUUCCCACUUUAAUUGUCUGUAUAUAAUCACAUUCACUAUUUAUUACUGUUGAAUAAACACAGAAUUAAGUUUU
Molecule: messenger RNA, 2784 nt
Organism: Oreochromis niloticus (Nile tilapia)
Lineage: Eukaryota; Metazoa; Chordata; Actinopteri; Cichliformes; Cichlidae
Gene: buc2l
Product: bucky ball 2-like
Exons: 5
Coding region: 155-2641 (828 amino acids)
Source: RefSeq, a predicted model, not a curated record